Messenger RNA from Sardina pilchardus (European sardine), 2112 nucleotides. RefSeq names its product thyroid stimulating hormone receptor (gene tshr). Lineage: Eukaryota; Metazoa; Chordata; Actinopteri; Clupeiformes; Clupeidae. Gene Ontology annotation, biological process: adenylate cyclase-activating G protein-coupled receptor signaling pathway; hormone-mediated signaling pathway; activation of adenylate cyclase activity. The transcript is spliced from 10 exons. Gene Ontology annotation, molecular function: G protein-coupled peptide receptor activity; protein binding; thyroid-stimulating hormone receptor activity. Gene Ontology annotation, cellular component: plasma membrane. The annotation marks the transcript as partial. The record is from RefSeq and is a predicted model, not a curated record.
GAAGUCGGAUUUGUCAGUGUCUUACAUAUAUCUGUGGAUGUUACACUGGAAAGACUGGAGAGGCAUUCCUUUCACAACCUGAGGAAAAUCACUCAUAUAGAAAUACGGAACACGAGAAGUCUGACAUCCAUUGACCCUGAGGCCUUUGACAGUCUCCCAGGCUUAAAUUAUUUGGGAUUACUAAACACUGGUCUCAUAAGCUUCCCAGACCUUAACAAGAUUCAUUCUGAUGCCAUGGACUUCAUUCUAGAACUUGCUGAUCAUCCAUACAUCACGACAAUUCCAGCCAACUCAUUCAGUGGCAUAACCAACCAAAUGCUGACGGUGAUGCUCUACAACAACGGCUUCUCCGAGAUCCAAAGCCAUGCUUUCAACGGCACCCAGCUCGAUAAUGUAGACCUACACAGAAAUAAAUAUUUAACGAUGCUGGACGAGAGGAUGUUUGCUGGCGUCAUCAGUGGACCCACGUUGCUAGACAUCUCAGAGACAAGUGCGGCGUCCCUGCCGAGCAAAGGCCUGGAGUCGUUACGGGAACUUAAAGCCCAGUACGUGUGGGCCCUCAAAAAACUCCCUCCCAUCAAGACCUUCCGACAACUCACAAAAGCCGACCUGACCUAUCCCAGCCACUGCUGCGGCUUUAAGAACCUCAAGAAAAAAAGAGGAUACAUCGAGUACAUUAUUUGCAACUUGACCGCUCUCUACGAACAGCACCAUAAGAGAUCCGUCGGGACACUGCGCGUCCCGACCCUACAAGGUCACUCGGACGAGGACGGCGACUCUGAGGACGGCGUCUUCAAGGACGCCGCGGACUACCGCGACUUCCACCUCAGCCCGCACUACCACGCCUACUUCUUUGGCGGGCAGCACAACGAGGACGUGGGCUUCGGCGAGACGCUCAAGAACCCCCAGGAGGACACCAGCCACUACUUCGAGAGCCGCUACGAGUACGUGAUGUGCGAGGACGGCGUGGAGGUGGAGUGCCGCCCGGCGCCGGACGAGUUCAACCCCUGCGAGGACAUCAUGGGCAUGGGCUUCCUGCGCGUGUCCGUCUGGUUCGUCAGCCUGCUGGCCAUCCUGGGCAACCUGCUGGUGCUCCUGGUGCUGCUGACCAGCCACUACAAGCUGUCCGUCUCGCGCUUCCUCAUGUGCCACCUGGCCUUCGCCGACCUGUGCAUGGGCAUCUACCUGCUGCUCAUCGCCUCCGUGGACCUGCACACGAGCGCCGAGUACUACAACCACGCCAUCGACUGGCAGACGGGCCCCGGGUGCGGCCUGGCGGGCUUCUUCACGGUCUUCGCCAGCGAGCUGUCGGUCUACACGCUCACCACCAUCACGCUGGAGCGCUGGCACGCCAUCACCUUCGCCAUGCGCCUGGACCGCAAGCUGCGCCUGUCCCACGCGGCAGCCGUCAUGCUGGGCGGCUGGCUCCUGUGCUUCCUGCUAGCACUACUCCCGCUCGUGGGCGUCAGCAGCUACCAGAAGGUGAGCAUCUGCCUGCCCAUGGACACGCAGUCGCUGGUGGACCAGGUGUACAUCGUCUCGGUGCUGGUGCUCAACAUUGUGGCCUUCCUGGUCAUCUGCGCCUGCUACGUCAAGAUCUACUGCACCGUGCACAACCCCGACUACCUCUCGGCCAGCAAGGACACCAACAUCGCCAAGCGCAUGGCCGUGCUCAUCUUCACCGACUUCCUGUGCAUGGCGCCCAUCUCGUUCUACGCCAUGUCGGCGGUGCUGGACCGGCCGCUCAUCACCGUGUCCAACUCCAAGAUCCUGCUGGUGCUGUUCUACCCGCUCAACUCGUGCGCCAACCCCUUCCUCUACGCCAUCUUCACCAAGGCGUUCCGCGGCGACGUCUUCAUCCUGCUCAGCAAGGUGGGGCUGUGCGAGCGGCAGGCGCAGCUGUUCCGCGGGCAGACCGUCUCCUCCAAGGGCAGCAGUGGCGGCGGGCACAGCCGGCGCGAGCGGAAAGGUCCGGAAGAGAUGCCCAUGCACUUGCGCAUGGAGUGCUCCGGCCAUACCUACUUGCCGGCCGUGCAGCAAGUGACGGCCAAGGAGGAGAACGGUGAGAAGAAGACCCAUGAAGCCUUGCAGGGUUCAAGGAUACCAGAGUAG